Closterium sp. Yama58-4 is the source of this 504-nucleotide messenger RNA. Lineage: Eukaryota; Viridiplantae; Streptophyta; Zygnematophyceae; Desmidiales; Closteriaceae. The record is from the annotation of a GenBank genome assembly.
CUGUACAUGGCGUCCAUGGGGAUCACCCGCCCGCCGUUCUGGCAGAUGUGUGCGUUCAUCAUGCUGGGUACCAACGGAGCCACGUGGUUCAACACAGCCGUGCUCGUCACCUGCAUUCGCAACUUUGAGGGCGACAGGGGGGUGGUGGUGGGGCUGCUGAAGGGCUUCAUAGGGCUCAGCGGCGCCAUCUUCACGCAGCUCUACUCUGCUCUCUACGCGCCCCACACGGCGCCCUUCCUGCUGCUCUGCGCGCUGCUGCCCCCUUUAGUGGCGUUGCUGGCAAUGGCAGUCAUUCGCCCCAUGGACCCACGCAUGCUCGCUGCUGCGAGAAGAGACACCGGCGACAACACCCGCUUCCGCUUCCUCUAUGUGGUGGGAGUGGGGCUUGCGCUCUAUCUCAUGCUCGCCAUGGCGCUGCAGGAGGCCCUGUCCCUCUCUCGCCCCUAUCGCCUGGUUUCCAUGGCUGGGAUGCUGCUGCUGCUCGUCCUCCCCAUCUACCUCCCG